UUCAUGGUAUCAAGAGCCUUCAUUCUCUAAAGAGCUCAAGUUUUUUUUUUCUCCCUUCCGAUCCAUCUAUGGCUACUAUCACCCCCACCACGCCGGUUGUUUCCCUCACGGCAUCAACCCAUUUUCCUAUCAAACUCACCAAUUCAAAUUUUCCCGUGUGGAAGUGUCAAGUACACUCCGCCCUUGUUGGUCUCGGUUUAGAUGCAUAUGUUGAUGGCUCUCUCUCUGCGCCUGAUCAAUACAUGGAUACUACCAAAACACAAAUUAAUCCCUGUUACACCAUUUGGUACCGCCAAGACAAAACUAUCGUUAGUGCACUCCUUGGCAGUUGCACCGAUACUAUCCAGCCGCUACUUUCAUCGGCCGCCACCUCCCGUCAAGCGUGGGAAAAAUUGGCACUUACAUAUGCCAGCACUUCUCGUGGCCGUAUCAUUUCCCUCAAAACCACGUUAGCACGCACCACGAAGGGAAACCGGUCCGUUACCGAAUAUCUUGCUGAAAUGUAUGCCCUCUCUGAGGCUCUUGCUCUUGCUCAAUGUCCGCAAUCCGAGGAAGAUUUGGUCAUUAGCAUUCUUAAUGGUCUUGGACCUGAUUAUAGUGAAAUUAUCUCUGCAAUUCGAGUCCGUGAGACUCCCCUGCCUCUUACCCAAUUACAAGAUAUAUUGCUGGAGCAGGAAACCAAGCAGCGUGACGUCGCUAAUGCUACUGCCUCUCUCAUUCCCACGGUCAACGCAACCCAUGCAGUUGACCGAGCUGGAGACCGCCGCCCUUUUCCAUCAGGGGAUCGUCGCUCGUCAUCCACCAGAAGAGGACGUGGAGGCUAUUCAGGAGCUCAUACACGCUCCCACUCAAAUAUGAUCACUUGCCGUUUUUGUGAUAAUGUAGGCCAUGAUGUCAAGGCUUGCCGCAAAUUACAACGAUUUCUUCGGGAUCACCAAGUGCCAUAUUCGUCCACUCCGAUGGUUAACAAUACAUCGGUGCACUCACCCGGCCCUACUGGUCAACCAUGGCUCUUUGACAGUGGAGCGUCUCAUCAUGUUGCCUCGGAUGCAUCCAUUCUCCCAUCCUAUACAGAUUAUGGCGGUCCAGAGGAGGUCCGUCUUGGCGAUGGAUCGAGUCACGGGGGCGCCAAUAAUGCGGGGAGAGAAUCAUCAUGAUGUCUACUACGCACCCUCCAUUCCUCCAUCUCAAGCAAAUGUUACUCAAGUGUCCGUGUCACCCAAUUGGCAUCACAUCUUUGGGCAUCCCUCACAUCGUGUCUUUUCUAUUUUAGCUAGUCAAAAUAAAUCUCAGUUUCAAUGUAAUCUUGUUGAUGAGUCUCAUUGUAACUCUUGCUUUAUCAAUAAAAGUACAAAGCUGCCAUUUU
Molecule: messenger RNA, 1366 nt
Organism: Cuscuta epithymum
Lineage: Eukaryota; Viridiplantae; Streptophyta; Magnoliopsida; Solanales; Convolvulaceae
Source: the annotation of a GenBank genome assembly